UUCGGAAGAUGUCAGGAAUUGACCUUGGUUAGCCAGCGGAGGAGACUCUGCAAAAGGAAGAGAAUACAGACUCAGCCCUACUGCAGGCAGCACAGUCGGCCUGAAGCUGGCCGAGACCAGCCCCCUGUGGUACCUGCAAUUCCUGUGGGACAGGCCGGUCAGGCAAUGCCUGUAGGACAGGCGGGUCCUGCAAUGCCUGUGGGACAGGCCGGUCCGGCAAUGCCUGUGGGACAGGCGGGUCCGGAGUUUCACUCACGCACCGUAUGUUUUUCUUUUGCAGGUCGGCCCGGCAAUGCCUGUGGGACAGGCCGGUCCAGUCAGGCAAUGCCUGUAGGACAGGCGGGUCCUGCAAUGCCGGUGUUGCAGGCGCAACCAAUACUGGCAGCAAACGACAGGUAA
Molecule: messenger RNA, 399 nt
Organism: Aplysia californica (California sea hare)
Lineage: Eukaryota; Metazoa; Mollusca; Gastropoda; Aplysiida; Aplysiidae
Product: circumsporozoite protein
Source: RefSeq, a predicted model, not a curated record